UAGCUAAAAAAUGACGUCAUGGCGCCUGAGGGCACACAGACAUGCCCGGAGGGCAGAAAUUGAAUUGCUUUGUUCUAAGAAAUGAUAAAAGAUAGAAAAUUUUGUAGACAUAUUCGAAAUCAGAAAAAUCAACUUUAUAUGUGGGAAUAUCUAACACCAACCCAGGAGCGGACUUAUCACGUUCCAUAACCGCAGCCGAGCCCCCGCUGACCUUGGACGGGAUUGGCCGGACGGCAUAGAAUCUUCGUCGUCCGAGAGACAUCGAACGCGGGGUCAUUACCACUGAUGCCAACAUGGACCUGGACGUGGCCGAUGCCUCGAUCAGCAGCCUGCUCCGCCGCGCGGGUACGACGGCCUCACCUGCGAGCGGUCCGCCGUCGGAGGACCGGCGGCAGCGGCGGCCCGACCGGCGUCGCGACACGCUGGUGGUGCGCAACGCGCUGUUGCGCCGCGCCGCCGCCGGACGCCGCCGCUCGCCGGCCAAAAACGACAUGGAGCAGUUCGUGCGCGACCAGGAGCUGGCGUUCGACGCAUCCACCAGCUCCGUCGACCUGAAUAUGAGUGGCUCGCCGACGACGCGCGCGCGCUCGUUCCUGGCACACCAGCGCCGCUCGCUGUCUGGUGACGAGCUGGCCGCCCUGCUGCGUGACCUGCGCUCCGGCGAGCGCCGCGUGUCGGUGGGCGUACCGCAGCGCCAGCUAGCCGCGCUCGGCGAUGACGGGAUGCAGGCACUGCUGGGGCUGGUGGACGACGGCCUGGAGGAGUUCGAGGGCACCAUGACGGCCUCGAUGGAGGAGGAGGAAGAGACGCCGACACCCACUCCGUCGCCGGGGCCGGCCGCCGAUGAGCCGGAUCGCCAGCCAUCCGUCGGCGACGAGGGCAGCACGGCCGGGGAAACGGCCGCCGACCGUGCGGAAGAAGUGUACGAUGAAGGCGCUGGCGUGGAGGUCGGAUCAGAUGACGAGCAGCCUGAGCAGGCGGCCGGUACGGCAGGCGGGAGAGACACAGAGCUGCCCACGGGUAUGGAGAUUGAUGGAGAGGAUGAACCACCCCCUGCUACAGAGGAUAUUGAGAGUGAUGCGACAGUUGUAAGGGAGCCUACAAGCAGUAGCAUCAACAGAAGCCGACGGCGGCGUUCCAGUGGCCAUGUAGAAGCGUCCAGCGCCAGUGUAAACAGAUCUUUAGCACUGACACCUCGCGCUCCGAUUCACCGUACGCCUUCCCCCGGGGCCGCGGGGGAGCAGUCGGGAGCUGGUGGCGGAACAACCCCGUCGUCCAGAAGGCGGAGCAGAUUGUCUCGGUUCCGAUUCUUCGCUGGGUCACCAAUUAGAGACACUGGAGAAUCUCUCCACGAGACGCCAUCGACAGUACAGCCACCUACCGCCACGACUGGCAGUGCAGCGAGCACGCCGGCAAAGCGCACGCCGGCGAAGCGGACGCCAGCAAAGAGCACGCCUACCUCGAAUGCACCGCUGCGAAGUGCCACUCCGCGGAGGACCUCCCUCAGCCGCUCACCCGGCUCUGUGCCUCGGAGCGGCGGUCCCGCCGCGUCCGUGGACCGGCCGGACCGGUCGCCCUCGAUCGUCCUGCGACGUCGCAGCCGACUUUCCGGGACCUUUAGGACCCAGGCCGCUUCGUCUGCCGAGUCCCCGGCCGAGGAUACUCAAGCAGCCGGAGAUAAGGCCCAAAGCAACGACGAACAUAGCGACGAACAGAGCCCGGCCUUAGCCACGCCGGUGGCGCCGCUGCGAAAACCUGCUGCGUCGUCGAGCUCCAGCGGGCGUCGCCGCUCGGCGCCGGUCACACAAGCCACGAAAGUCACGCCGAGUGGGGGCUCCGCGCGUAAAAAGGCCGUCUCGGCGUUCGAAAGGUUCUUCACUGGUGACAGGCAGAGGCAAACAUCGACACCGAUGUCUGAGCCGCCGCGGCGCACGGCUGGUAGCGCCCGCUUCAGCGCCCACUCCCGAUCGCUUUUCGUGGCCGCUAAGAGUCCGCGCCGCCUGUCGCUGGCUGCUGAUGAGGAAGAAAAGCAGCCAGAAAAGCGACCGUUCACCAGCGGUCUAAUCGACGAUCCCGACGAGCACUCGGACGCUUCGGGCGAGUUUCAAGUGGAGCCGGCCGCUGCCGCCGGUGGCGAGUUCCCCUUGGAGCCGGCCGCUGCCGCCGGCGGCGAGUUCCAGUUGGACCCGGCCGCUGCCGCCGGCGGCUCGCCGCAGCUCCGUUCGCCCGGCAGCGGCCGGAUCUCGCGGAUGUCGGUUGGCUCGCGGGCCGCCGGCACGCCAUUCGUCCCCAGCGCCGAGAGCACCCGGCUCUCGAUGCGGCCGACCGGCGCGCUGGCAUCAUCGGGGCCCUCUGCAAGAGAAGCGAGUGCUGGUGAAACGCCCUCCGCGGCUGAAGCACCAUCGCGGUCUCCGGCGGCGGACCGCAGUGCCGCCCCGGCCGGCUCACCCGCUCGUAGUCGCUCACUGAGGACAUCGCUCGCUGGCGGCACGACCCCGAUACAGGCGCAGCCGGCGGCCGCUGCCGCGGGCUCAUCAUCGUCACGGCCGAAAACCAAACCGGAUCCCAGGCGGCCUGCGCCUGGCAGCAAGCUGAGCGCAAAGGAAGCGUUUGCAAGACUGUUUCCCAGUUUUGAGACCGAUCAAAAGUCCCGUCGCGAAGAGGCCGCGGCAAAGCGGCGCCACAGGUCGAGCAGUGGCCCACAGCGCAAGCGGAAUUCGCUGUUCGGUUCGCAUGGCACUCGCCGCUGGUUCAAGCGCAACGCCGUGGGCCUGCGCGUGACACAUGAGGCGCUCAACGAGGUGGACGUGGCGAUGGCCAAGUACGAGCGCAUGGUGAUGCGCUGGCUGCGCGAGGUGACGGGCCCGGACCGGGCGCCGACCACCAGCGACAUUCUGGCUGUGCUGCGGCGCAGCGGGACGGCCACCACGGAGCCGCGGCUACGCCAGCUCAUCCGGAUGCAUAUGCCGCUGGAGCAGCAGCAGGAGCUCAUCAGAGUGAGCGAGUACGGAGGGCGGCUCCACCCGACCGACAACCCGCUGGAGGAGGAAUGAAAGUGAAAACGGCACCUAGGCAAACGCAGUGGUCAGCCGCGAGUAAAACCCGCAGCAGAGCUGUGGUUGGCGGCCUAAUGACUAUAGCUCAUUGUUCUCUUGUUCUCGGGAGUUUUCAGCACUGACGCCUAGUGCCCUGUUGCGGUUUCGGUUGUUGUGUGCGAAUGUAUCGGCAUGGAAGCAUUGAUUUGUAUUUUUACAUAAUUUUCUCAUAAUAAAUAGCGCGAAUGUU
Molecule: messenger RNA, 3285 nt
Organism: Amphibalanus amphitrite
Lineage: Eukaryota; Metazoa; Arthropoda; Thecostraca; Balanomorpha; Balanidae
Product: nucleolar protein dao-5-like
Exons: 2
Coding region: 294-3053 (919 amino acids)
Source: RefSeq, a predicted model, not a curated record